AUGGAUGCUUCAACCGAAAUUGUUCAAGAUCCUAACUUAUCAAUAAAGAAAAAACUCCUUGCAAAAGCAUUGAAAAAUGAAAUAAAGUGCAGCACUCUUCUUCAAAGGAAUUCUCCAUGUAUUUCUAAUGCGAAAGCACCCAAACUUAUCCUUAAAAAUGUUUUAGAUAAGGAUGAUAAAAAGAGUUGCUUGCUAACUGAACGAACAAGAAAAAUAAAAAAAUUAGAAUCAAGAAUCUCAGGGAGUGAAACAACAAGAUCUCUUAGCAGAAAGCAAGAAAUUCAAAAAAGCAAAAAACCUGCUAGAGACUUAAGGAGUAUAACUCCAAUAAAUAAGAAAGAGACCAAUUUUAAUAAAAAUCCUUUGAAAAACAAAGAAAUUUCUCUAUCCAAACCACAAUCACUUGCAAAGUUAGAGGGAUAUUUUUCAGAAAUAUGCAGCUCUAUUGAAUCAACUUCAAAAAUUGAGGAUAAAUUAAUGCAAAAAGCAGAGUAUAUGCAAGAAACUUUAAAAGAGUGCCUUACAGCUGUUCCUGAUUUAUCACUUCAAUUUUAUAUAUUAAUGUCGUCAAUCUUAAGGGAAAUUCAAGACAUUUAUAGGGAAAAAUCAUACGAUAAUGUAUGUGUUCUUGCACAAAAGCUACUGCAAUUAGGAUUGUAUUUAGAAAAUAAUAAAUUUCUCCAGAAAAAUAAGCCAAAAGAUAUUAAAGAGGAGCUUUUGGCAGAUUUUAAUGAAAAAAUCUCUAAGAAUGAUCAAGACUUAGAGGCGACAGCUACAUUUAACGAAGGCGAGCUUCAGUCAAUAAAAGAACAAUCUAGUAAUAUGACAAUUUCAGAUAAUAAUGGAGAUUCUCUGCUUGAUGUAAGCUUUUCAGAUAAAAUUGUUAAUAUAACAUUUUCUCCUAAAGGUGAGAAAUAUAAUGAAGAAGAUUUUAUUCACAGCUCUUCAAUAGUUACUAGAACUGAACCAACUCCAAAAUCUCAAAAACAAAAAAAUAUCUCAAUUUCUUUUGCAAAUCCAUUAAGUUCAUUUAAUAAAGACAUAAAGAAUCAUCGAAGAAUUAUUUCUUCACAACCAAAGAAAAAUAUUUCUCAUGACUUCAAAAACUGUCUGGACCAUAAUUUUCUACCAUUAGAAAAAUUCAAAGAAUUUUUAUCAGGAAAAAUCUCCGUUAAAAUAAAUGAACUUAAAGCGCAAAAAUACGACCCAAUCAAACUAAAAAAUGAAGUUUAUAGCAAUGCUAUUGAAAAAAGAGAAGAGUUGCUUAAAGAGGCUAAGGGUGAUUUUGAAGAUAUAGAGGUAAUAAUUAUGAGCAAGCCUGGAUAUGAAAAAAGGUUCAGCGCUGAAGUUAUUCGGACACAAAGAAAUUUUGAGGAGUCAAAUAGAAGAAAGCAGAGUGUUAAUUGGACAGCUAAAGACAUCCAUAAUAAGAAGCGAAAACUUGAAGCUGUUUUAAAUAGAUUUAAAAGAUAUAGUGUUAUCUCCUAUAUAGCCCUAAAGGGCUGUGGACUCUGUCCGUAAUCCUUUGGCUGGUGGAACCAACAAGAGUUAGUCCGACCAACGUACUAAGUUGGUUGCACCAGCCAAAGGAUUCCAGACAGAAUUCACAGCCCUUAUAGGCAUAUAUAGGGGAAAACUCUAUAA
Molecule: messenger RNA, 1644 nt
Organism: Blepharisma stoltei
Lineage: Eukaryota; Ciliophora; Heterotrichea; Heterotrichida; Blepharismidae
Source: the annotation of a GenBank genome assembly